AUGAAUAUAAAAAGGAGAAUCAUAAGACCACCAGUUCCAAAAUUUAAUUUGAAUGAAUUUGAAACUAAUUCUCUAGAUCUACUUCCAAUUGAGAUAUAAAUUAAAGACUCAAAUUGUAAUUCAAGCAUAUUAGAUAAUAAUUCUGAUACUUCCUCUGAUGAUAAUUAGGAAUCUAAUUUUAAUCGUAAAAAACUAUCAGCAAUUGUUGAAGAAAUGAAAAACUAAAUAUCUCUUUUGGGAUUGAAUGAAGAUCUAUUAAAAAUUGCAUUACAACUCUUAUAACCUGACUUAUUGUCUGAACUCAGAUAAAAAAAAUACACUGCUAUUGCAAUUGCUAUUGCAGGGUUGAUUGCUGCCAUAAAAUAAACAAGCAUUCCAAUCACUCAGAGAGAAAUUUUAGCUAAAAUUUCAGUCUCAGAAAAAUUAAUUAAAAAAAUAUUACUCAAAAUUCACAACAAUUACAAAUUAGAACCAGUUGUUUAAGCAUUCAUAAAAUCAAUAUCAAACAAGUUAGGACUUAAUCAAAGAUUUGUUAAUUUCUGUGUUUAAGUAUUUAAUAAAAUCCAACAAAAUAAUUUAAUUUAAGGAGAACAUGAAAAUGUGAUUGCUGCUGCAAUAGUCAAAUAUAGUGGAGAUAUUAUUUUUGCAAGUAGAGGAGGUAUUUUAUCUUCAGUAAUUGCAUAAUAAGCUAAAUGUAGCAUUGGUACAUUUAAAAUGUUUCAUAAAAAAGUUAUGGAAAACUAAUACUUUAUUAUGCAAACUUUGAAGUCUUUAUCUUGA
Paramecium pentaurelia is the source of this 780-nucleotide messenger RNA. The record is from the annotation of a GenBank genome assembly. Lineage: Eukaryota; Ciliophora; Oligohymenophorea; Peniculida; Parameciidae.